Molecule: messenger RNA, 1710 nt
Organism: Hyalella azteca
Lineage: Eukaryota; Metazoa; Arthropoda; Malacostraca; Amphipoda; Hyalellidae
Product: runt-related transcription factor 3-like
Exons: 6
Coding region: 48-1589 (513 amino acids)
Biological process (GO): regulation of DNA-templated transcription
Cellular component (GO): nucleus
Molecular function (GO): DNA-binding transcription factor activity, RNA polymerase II-specific; RNA polymerase II cis-regulatory region sequence-specific DNA binding; ATP binding
Source: RefSeq, a predicted model, not a curated record
AGUGAAGUCAGAAUAAAAUUUGCCUGCAAAAAUUUCUGUGUCAAAAGAUGACUGUAAGCAGCCAUCAUACUGUAAUGAACCCGAGCUACGCUCAUACGCUCUACGACAUGACGCAUAUGGGCGACAUGGUGGCCACCGACUCCCCGAAUAUUUUCUGCACGACCAUCCCGUCACAUUGGAGAAGCAAUAAGUCUCUGCCUAGCAACUUCAGGGUCUUCAUAUUCGACGAAGUCAAGGACGGGACGAUUGUAACAAUCCGCGUUGGCAACGACGACAAUUUCAGCGGCGAGCUCAGGAACAACACAGCGAGCGUCAAGGAUAACGUUGCUCAAUUUAAUGACCUCAGGUUCAUCGGGAGAUCUGGGCGAGGAAAAUGCUUUUCACUGUCGCUGAUAGUGAACUCCUCCCCCGUGGUCAUGACGACGCUCAGUAAAGCCAUCAAAAUAACCGUCGACGGGCCAAGGGAGCCGCGCAAUAAGACUCGCCAGGGCUGGUACCACAUGCCGUGGGUGGGGCCAGGCGGCAUGGGCUACUCGCUUGGGCUUGACGCGCAGCACGCCGCGCUGGUGGAUCUGUACAGAGCAGCCCAAGGAGGAAGCCUCAUGGAGAUGUACCGUCUCAACCAAAUGCAGUCUUUUGUCAACGCGGGAGCGGCGGCACACAUGCUCGCUUCACCCACCGCUUCGGUGCCCGGGCCUCUGCAUGGCCAUCUACCCCUGCAAGUGACUAGCCCCAGCGUGUCUCUACAAGCGCCCUCGUCUCUGCUACAGCCGCCGCCACCUGUCAGCGCCAUGCAAUACCAGCAGAUGGCUGCCGCUUUGGCAGGACUUUCAGAGACACAUCGGUCUCCUCUCAUGGCCUCGGAAGGCCGGUGUCGACGCUGCAGUGGUUGUGACAGCGGCCUAGGGCCUUGCUCUGGAAGGUCCAAGUCUCCAAUAAGUCUAGCAGGCCUUCCAUCAAACGCAUCCACCACUUCAACUCGAUCCUCUAACUCAGCAGCCUCUUCUCCACCCAACACACCUUCUCCGCCUUCAAGAACAUCACCUUCAUCUACUACAACUCCGAGGUGUGACGGAAUAAAGUUGCUCUCCAACUCCUCUCCUCCCAGAAUGGCAGAUACCGCCAGACUUCAUCCUCUACUGAGAGCUCCUUUCAUACCAACUGGAUCUAGCUCCCUCUUGAAUUCGUCUAAUUUAUCUGCCGCUCGGUCCCCAGUUCGUUUUUAUGGAAGCUUGCAGACCAGCACUGCCAGUGUGGAGGCACCUGUGCCCAUUGCUGGGUUCAGCGCAUUCAGUAUACCGAAGCAUUCGCCUCGAAGUGUCGACAGUUCAAGAGCCCUGCAGCUUGCUGCGGUAGAUUCUACUAAUUCUUCAAGUCCUAAGGCCACAGCUAAGCUUCCUGACUCCAGUGAAUCGAACAGAGAUAUUGCCCACAGAAUCCACGUCGAAAAACAUAGAGCGAGUCCGCCCAGUGACCCAGAGUCUAAUGAUUCAGUCACCAGACACGCGCACAAGGAGCCCAUCAAGUUCCGUUCCUUAAAAGCGUCUUCUAGUCGAGCAUCUGGUCAUCACGUAUGGCGUCCGUACUGAGGAAUCUAUCGGACUUUUUACGUUAUAAUUGUUGAUAAAUUAUAACUGUUGAUUCUUACUUUCUUUGAAUAUUUAAAAAAUCAAACCAGGAUUGAAUUACAUCAAGAAACGUCUUGAAAUG